This is a messenger RNA of Vespa mandarinia (Asian giant hornet), 854 nucleotides long. RefSeq lists its product as uncharacterized. The record is from RefSeq and is a predicted model, not a curated record. NCBI's taxonomy places the organism in Eukaryota, Metazoa, Arthropoda, Insecta, Hymenoptera, Vespidae.
AGGUAAGGUUAUGAUCGAACGGAAGACAUUUUCAUUUUAAUAUACGAUAUAUACGUAUAUGUAUAUAUAUACAUAUAUAUAUAUAUAUAUCAUACAAAAGGUAAAGAAAAUCAAAAGAGAAAAGGGCUGACGUUUUGUUGAAGAAAAUGGCGACGACGUAAAAUUACGAAUGAAAAUAAAAUGGAUAAAGGUACGGUGACAAGGGUGAAAAAAUUUGGUUGCGAAUGUUGGAAAAAUAAGAUCCCUCAAUAUAAGAAGAAACAGCGCGAUCGUUGUAAGAGAAAAAGGCAAACGUUGGUAUUCAACGUAAAUCCGGACGAUGAGAUAUGGCAUGAACCUUAUAUGCAACGUCUUCAAAAAGAAUUCUCGGAUGUUUCGAUCCUUUGCGACUCGAAGAUCGAGUUACCAUGGAAGGACAUUGCAUUACCGACUGUGGUAAGAAAAAUUCGUACGACUGAUGUCUCCUCGGUCGAUCAUGAAAAGGAAGAUGAGAUUCCCGUCGAGAUCGAUUUCGACGAAUCGGAGAAAAAGGAAUCGAACGGGUUUAUGACAUUACCCUGGCACAAAUUAUUGAUCACCAACGUUAUUUCACCGUCGAGAGAUAUCGUUCCAGUAUGUUGCGAUUCGAGCGUUGAAAUACCAUGGGAAGAUCUUGCAUUGGACAAACCGGUCAAUAUCCGUGUCCCACCUACGGACAAAAAAGAUUCAUGCGUGCCCGACGACCUCGAGAUACCAUGGCAAGACAUUCUCGUACCCCAGAAUAUCGUUAUCGAGGCGCCAAAGAAAAAUUGUAAUUCUUUCGACGGAAGAAGAAAGAAAAAAUAAAUGAUGGUCUGUCUCCUUUCUAAUCGAUA